Messenger RNA from Neolamprologus brichardi, 2605 nucleotides. NCBI's taxonomy places the organism in Eukaryota, Metazoa, Chordata, Actinopteri, Cichliformes, Cichlidae. The record is from RefSeq and is a predicted model, not a curated record.
CUGAAGACGCACUGCUACACUGCUAACUACUCAACCUGAUCAAGCUACUCUCAAUCACCUGAGAGGCAACCCUCUACUUUUUUUCUCCACUCAAAUAUUUCAAUAUAUUAAAGACCAGAAAAAGAGGAAAUUGUUUUCAAUUUUGAGUGAAAUCUUUAUUAGAUGCAGUGGAUGAUAGAACAGCAAUGGCUCAAACAGAUGCAGAGUUUGGUGUGAAAAGCAGCAGCAGCAUCAUCAGAGAAUGGAGCGGACAGGUACAGCCUGCUUUGGUCGUAUCAUUUGUUUUCCUCUUCUGUCUGGAAGCCUGUCUCUGGGUCAGGAACCUCAAGCUCAGGAGAAGACUGCCGGGACCGUUCGCAUGGCCUGUGGUGGGCAAUGCCUUGCAGCUGGGCCAGAUGCCUCACAUCACCUUCACGAGACUAGCGAAAAAGUAUGGUGAAGUGUAUCAGAUACGACUGGGCUGCAGUGACGUUGUGGUCCUGAAUGGAGGCCAGGUUAUUCGUCAGGCCCUGAUACAGCACAGCACAGAGUUUGCAGGUAGACCCAACUUUGUAUCUUUUCAAUUCGUUUCCGGGGGGAAAAGCAUGACUUUUACAAAUUACAGCAAACAGUGGAAGAUGCACAGGAAAAUUGCUCAAUCUACAAUCAGAGCUUUCUCGUCUGCCAACAGUCAGACCAAGAAAGCCUUUGAGCAGCAGAUUGUGGCUGAAGCCACAGAACUAGUUGAGAGUUUCCUCAAACUCAGUGCUCAGGGCCAAUAUUUCAACCCGGCUCAUGAGUUGACAGUUGCUGCUGCUAAUGUGAUUUGUGCCUUGUGCUUUGGGAAGCGUUACGGACAUGAUGAUAUGGAGUUUAGAGCCUUGUUGCACAAGGUGGAUAGGUUUGGACAGACAGUAGGGGCUGGCAGCUUGGUUGACGUGAUGCCCUGGCUUCAGUCUUUCCCUAAUCCAGUCCGCACUGUCUUCAGAAAUUUCAAAAGCUUGAAUCAGGACUUCUUUGCAUUCGUCAAGAACAAAGUGGAGAAGCAUAGGGAGACCUUUGAUCCAGAGGUGACCAGGGACAUAAGCGAUGCCAUCAUUGGUGUCCUUAAUGAGGCAGAGAAAGGCGAGGAGCUCACUGUAGGCUACACAGAGGCGACUGUGGCAGACUUGAUUGGUGCAGGUCUGGAUACCGUCUCCACUGCUCUUCACUGGAUUGUCCUUCUGUUGGCCAAACACCCUGAAAUUCAAACCAAACUCCAUGAACUCAUUGACAACGUGGUGGGGCGAAACCGGCUGCCGUCUGUCGAGGACAGACAACACCUGGCUUACCUGGACGCCUUCAUAUAUGAAACCAUGCGGUACACCAGCUUUGUUCCUGUCACCAUCCCCCACUCCACAACCUCAGACGUCACUGUCAGCGGUCUCACCAUCCCCAAGGACACAGUGGUAUUCAUUAAUCAGUGGUCCGUCAAUCACGACCCCCUGAUGUGGAAAGACCCACAUAUCUUUGACCCCUCGCGCUUCAUUGAUGAAAACGGCUCCCUAAACAAAGACUUCACAAACAAUGUGAUGAUCUUCUCAGCAGGGAAGAGAAGAUGCAUUGGGGACCAGAUAGCCAAAGUUGAGAUAUUUGUGUUCUUUGCGAUUCUUCUGCACCAGUGCAGCUUUGAAAAAUGCCCAAAUGAGGACUUCUCUUUAAACUCUUCCUAUGGCUUAACACUGAAGCCUUUAAAUUACAAGAUCACUGCCAAACUCAGGGGAGAAUCACUGAAAGGCCAGUGAAAAGAUGUGUGAGAAUGGGUUCUGAAAAUGAAAGGGAGCAAUGCUAUGUAAAGUAUGCAUCCUUAAAGAGGAGUUGUGUCUGCAUCAAAUAGAUUGUGCACCCUUUUAGGAUGACAAAGAAUAUAUUUGUGACUAAAGCAAAAGCUAUCGGUUCACACAAAUGCAAAAACAUUUGCAACAGCUGAUGUGCUUUUUUAAAGAGAAGUCUGAAAUUGGCAUUGGGAGCAAAAUGCAAACUCAAAUGCAGUUUUGCCCUUCAGGUCUGAAAAACUGCGACUUAGGCAAGAAGGCCUAAAUAUGGAACAAGAUAUAAUGACAACUUUGAUGUGGGCUCCUCAAAAACCACAUACCAUAAUAAAUCUUAAGUACGUAUUGGUAUUUAUAUGAGGGUAUUUAGUGGGAGUCACGCUGAAUUGCAAUAUAAACUGGUGGUGAAAAAUAAAUUUCCCUCUAGACUGUUUUUUUUUUUUUCGCUGACAUGCCCGUUGUGUGGUCUCAUUUGAACAGUUAUUCACCCAGAGAACUAUUUAUCUUUGUAUGUACUGAAUGAUCGAAGUUAUUGCGAAUCCAGAAUGCAAGCCAUGUGCAUUUGUGCGCUCUUAAAUCACAUACAGUGCUGAUGUAUUCUGAUAAGUACUCAUGUAAUGUGUAAAAGCCAUUGAUUUCAUUGUUCCUCAUGCUGUUUUCUUCUGUUCACACAAUAUACCACAUGUGUGCAUACCACGCUACUGUCUGAAUAAUAAGCCAGACUCUUUUGAAUUGCAACAUAAUGCUGUCAUAAUCAACAUGAUCCAGUCUGUGUUCUUCAGUGCCUUUAAUGUACAAUAAACAUUUCCUACUGA